AUGGCCAUCGCGGCGUUGGUGUCGUUCAACUCGGACCAUCGCCCCAGUCCCGAGAUGCUGUCGUUCCACGAGGACAUCCUCGACGCGGCCGCCAGGGCCUGGGACGCUGGCUACCACUGGAGCAUUUCUGUCUUUGCCAUUGCCCUGCGCGCCAUCAUUCGCGACGUCGCAGCCGAGCGCCGCCACAAAUUCGGCUCAACCCUCGACCUGGCCUACGUUGAGAAGGUCACGUGCGCCAUCCAGACCCGCUUCUUGGCUGUCGACCCGGCCCUCGGCGUCCCUAGCCCGGCCACCACAAGCACGCCGCCACCAACCUCGUCGGCCGUGCCCAGUGCCGCCGCUGCCCUUGCUGCUGCCGCUGCUGCCACUGCCGCCGCCGCCGCCACUCACGUCAGCCCCCAGCCGGCCCCCCACCUGUCCUAUCACCAUGAUGUCCAGGCCACUGCUGCCGCUGCCCUGGCCGCCAACCCGCUGUCGGCCCCGUCCAUCAACGUCAAGGCCAGCCCGAGCCCGAGCCCGGCCCUGUCGUCGUCGGUGCUUGUCCCUCCCGCCGUGCGUGUCAUCCAGCCGCCGCCGUCUCCCCACCAUGGACACACACCACCACUACCGGGCCCAGGCCAGCCGCAUCCUAACAAGCUACCGGCAAUCCAACCCCUACCCCCCAUCCAGGCCCGCCCGCACCUCCCGCAGCAACUACCAUCGCAGCAGCAACAGCAGCAGCAACAGCAGCAGCAACAGCAGCAAGCCAUCCUACCACUACCUCGGCCUCAUCGCCAGCCCUUGCCCCAGGGCCCUCCGUCACAGCAGCCCGCGGACCACGGCCAGGACCAGAGGGACCCCCCGGGCUCACCACCGGCAAAGCGCCGCCGGCCCCUCCCCACAGUCGGUGUUCACAGCUGGGCCGUGGCCAACGGCAACAGCAAUAGCAAUAGCAACAGCAACGCCGGCACCAGCAAAAGCACCUCGGCCUCACCUCCCAGGGCAACGACCUCGUCCGGAAACCUUGCCCCUCCUGAGGAGGAGACCAUCAGUGCCAAGCGCCGCCGCCGCCGCUCCGACCGUGGCGGCGACCCUGGUGCAUAUCGGAACGUUGGCGGAUACGGCGACGUCACCGCCAGCGGUUACGGCUAUGGCUACACGGGCACUGUCAAGUGCACCAUGCCGCCCUGCGAGUGGACUGCCGUCACCACCAGCAUGCGCAUGGGUCUUCGCCUGAACGACCACCUGCUGCGGAAGCAUGGCGUCGAGAAUAGCGCCAUCCGCCUCCGCCCCAGCUAUAUCCGCCGCAUGCCCCGCAGCCACGCGGCCGUGAGAGUUGUAAAGGAAAGAGGACCUUAUCGGUCCGCCCGCGAGGCCCUCAUCCGCAUCGCCGACAGCCUUUCUGCUUCAGUCAAGGACUGGCGCUGUCCCCCCUCCAUAGGCAAGCUGCGUGAAGAGCGCGCGCGCGAGGUCUUCCCUCACACCGACGAUGUCAAGUCAAUGUCGGGCAAAGACCUGCGCGAGGAGCUGGUCCGCAUGCGCACCGGAGACGGCAUGCAGAUCGCCGCCGCCGCCAUGGCCGCCGAGAACACCCGCCUCGGCGUCGCCAGCCACAAAGACUCUCCCCUCGAGGUCUGGACCCGCGAACAAUUUGUACCCUGGCAGGCCUCGGUCAAGGAGGUGGACCCGGCCGCCCUGGCGGCCUCGGAGAGCGCGCAGCUCGGGACCAAGUCCCCCGAGACCAUGAACCGCUGGCUCGAGAAUCACUUUAGGCCCUGGGAGUCCAAGGACGGCGGUGGCGAGGACGACGACGGCUCCACCAUCAUCGCUGCCGGCGCUCCUCCCCGCGACGACGACGAGGACGACGACAGCAAAGGCGAAGAUGAUGGGCCAAGUGACGAAGAUCUCAGUGAUGAUGAUGACGAGAAUGACGCGUAAAGUCGAAUCUCCUUGCAUAUAUAUGUUCGCCUAUGUGGUUUAGGUUCCCGAUCAUCUGCUUCUAACCUGUAACGUUUCGGUUUUUGCUUUAGUGCCUGAUAUUGGCGUUUCUAGGGGACAAUGUUUUUUUUCUUCUAUAUUUCUCAUCAUUUCCUAUCUCCUUGGGCAUACCAGCCUUGCUUGAUUUCCUCCCUUGUUGCUACCAUUACAGCCUGCUCAGCGCCCUUUAUCACAACGGCCUCUGUAAGCGUCUUUUUGCGUAGUAUAUACAUAUGGUUGAGCCUGGUGCACUUAUUGCGGGACUUACUGGCUCGCCCUCAAUGUCUUGUAUUCUGUGUUUGUUUGCCAUGGGCUCUUGUGUUGAUCAUUUUCUCCAUAAACUGCCACCUGCCUCGCGCUCCAUUACAGCGCUUCACAGUCGACGGUGGGGAAAUCGAUUUUUGGCCUCGACCACCAGAAGAAGAAGAAAACCCAGACAUAGCCGACGAGAUAGGUCCAUCGUGCGGGACGGACUAAUCGCCGCAGAGCCAGACAGACCAGAUCUUCAACAAUAAUCGCUCCCCCAACUGUGAGGCAGCGUCGGCCUCGUCAACACACUGGCCAGUCCAGGAAAAGGGACAAGACGGGGUGAAGAAGGAAACAAGAAUACAACUGACCCAGCAACCACCAGCGAAUGACGGGCCACGUAUCGCACCUAGGCCCUUGGGCCUUGAGGCAUAAAGCAUGCAUCAGAGCCAAGAGAGCAAAGACCAGGAUGCCGAUGACGGCGCGCUGCAUGGCUCGAUUCCGGAUACGCAAGACGUGGACCGCCAGCAACCUCGCGUGCGUGACGAAGGCAGUGCGGUGGAACUGCUGCCAAAACACACUGUUGAUAAGAUGCCAGACGGCCUCGUCAGCACCCCUAGGGUCCAAGAAGAGAGCCGUGGGGGGGAGGGAGGCUCGCUCUGCAGUCGGAUGAUGGGGAUUUCUCUGCCUCACCCCCAGUACCGCCGCAGCGUAUAGGCCUCGCGCACGUCGCCAAACAGCGGCCGCCACCGUGCGUGGUCGUGGCCCAGGACCCCGACGGCGCCCAGGGCGCAGAGCGAGUAGAUGGCCUGCCAGUCGGCGUAGGUCGGGAAGUUGAACUGCACGGCCAGCCAGGCACGCACGCCGGCCUCGCGCCACGCCACGGCCGGCGACGACGACGACGACGAUGACGACGACAGCAGCGCCCGCCGCAGGAUGCCCUCGCGCGCCGGGCCGUAGUUGUCCUCGACCGUCUGGUACCAGUAGGCCCCGUCGACCACGUCGAAGGCCCGCCUCGCCAACACGGCCAGCAGCAAGAUCGCCGCGUGCUCGGCCAGGAAGGCGCGGCGCGACGGCACGUAGGCGGCGUCGGAGCCGUCAAAGGGCGGCAGGCUGGCGUCGGACAUCUCGCCGCGGGGCGCGAACAGCACCUCGCGCGCGGCCCAGCACGCCUUCUUCUUCCACGUGCUGCUGCUGCCGCUGCCUCCUGCUGCGGCCACGUCGGGCGGCGGUGGGGCGCGGUCGGUGACGCAGAGGUGGCGGUUCGCGUACAGCACGGCCUCGAAGCCGAUGCAGACGCAGUAGCUCAAGAAGCCGAGCUCGGGCAGCGACGGGUCCACGAGCCUGUAGGCCGCGGCCACCAUCAGGACGCCCCAGUGCGCGUAGAUGGUGGCCAGGAGGAAGAAGGGGUGCCGCGCGAGCGAGGCCAUCGGGAGGGCCGCCAUGGCUUGCGAUGCGCGUGGGGGAUGAGUGUGAGUGAGUG
Messenger RNA from Gaeumannomyces tritici R3-111a-1, 3685 nucleotides. RefSeq lists its product as hypothetical. The transcript is spliced from 2 exons. The record is from RefSeq and is a predicted model, not a curated record. Gene Ontology annotation, cellular component: nucleus. Gene Ontology annotation, biological process: regulation of transcription by RNA polymerase II. The coding region runs from base 1 to 1917 and encodes 638 amino acids. Gene Ontology annotation, molecular function: transcription cis-regulatory region binding. NCBI's taxonomy places the organism in Eukaryota, Fungi, Ascomycota, Sordariomycetes, Magnaporthales, Magnaporthaceae.